AUGGCCUUCAAUGACCUCCUGCAGCAAUUGGGAGGCUUUGGCCGCUUCCAGCAGAUCCAGGUCACUCUGAUAGUCCUCCCCAUGCUUCUGAUGUCUUCCCAAAUCACCCUACAGAACUUCACAGCCGCCGUUCCCACCCACCAUGGCUUCCCGCCUGCAGACGCCAGCCUCAGCAAGGAUGGGGAGCUGGAGGCCUGGCUGCUCCGAGACAGGCAAGGGAGGCCUGAGUCCGGCCUCCGCUUCACCUCUCCACCAUGGGGACCGCCCCUUCCCAACGGCACAGACGCCAACGGCACGAGGGCCACAGAGCCCUGCGCCAGUGGCUGGAUCUACGACAACAGCUCCUUCCCUUCCACCAUCGUGACCGAGUGGGACCUCGUGUGCACACACAAGAACUUGCUCCAGUUGAGUCAAUAUUUCGUGGCAGGAAUGGUGGUCAGAAGCUUGAUAUUUGAGACCUUGACGCACAGGCUGGGCUGCUGGAAGCUGCUGAUCUGGUCCUACCUGCAGUUAGCGGUGUCAGGGACCUGCACUGCCUUCACACCCAACUUCCCAUCCUACCGUGCUUGCUGCUCCCUCUCAAGCAUGGCUAUUAGUCACCUCAACGGCAACUCCCUGACACUGAGCAUGGAGUGGCUGCUCAUCCAUUCCCGGCCAUGUCUGGGCCUCUUUGGAUUAAUCUUCAGCGUUGGCCAGUUAUUCCUGGCUGGCACGGCUUUUCCUGUGCCCCACUGGCGCCACCUGCAGCUGUUGGUCUCUCUGCCCUUCUUUGUCUUCAUCUCCUCCAGGUUCUUUGCUGAGUCUGCCCUCUGGUACCUCUCUUCGAGGAGGCUGGACUUCACCCUAAAGGCCCUCCAGAGAGUGGCCCAGAUCAAUGGGAAGCAGGAAGAGGGAGCCAAGCUGAGUAUGGAGUUGCUCCAGAUGAGUCUGCAGAAGAACCUGACCGUGGGCCUGGCCCGGGCUUCAAUGUUACAGAUGCUGCGCUUCCCUGCUGUUCACCGCCUCUUCCUGUGCCUCAUGCCACUGUGGUCCGCACUCUUGUUCAGCUUCUAUGGUUUAGUCAUGAGUCUGUAAAGUUUCGGAAUCGACAUCUACCUGAUGCAGGUGCUCUUCACCAUCGUAGACCCCUUAUUUUAUUUCCCAGGCUUUCUGCUCAUCAGAUCACUGGGCCGCAGGCUCACCCAGAUGGCCUCCUUGCUGCUCUCAGGAAUCUGCAUUCUGGCCUGUACAAUGGUACCCUUGGACCAAUCAUUCCUUCACAUCACGAUGGCCAUGUUAGGAAAAGGCUGCCUGACUAGCUCUUUGAAUUUCAUCCUUCCAUAUACAGGGGAGCUAUAUCCCACAGUAAUGCGGCAGAGGGGUGUGAGCCUGACAGCAACCGUGGCCCACACAGGCAGUAUGAUAACCCCGCUGGUGGGCCUAGCCACUGAGUUCUCCCCGUCCCUGCCUCUCUUCAUCUAUGGAGCAGAGCCUGUGGCUGCCCGCACCUUCACUGUCUUCCUGCCAGAGACCCUGGGCCAGCCACUGCCAAUUCAGGACCUGGAGAGAAGGGGGAAAAAGAAAUUGGAACAGAAGCAGCAGGAGCAGCAGAUGGUCCCACUCCAGCCCUCCUGA
This is a messenger RNA of Pteropus alecto (black flying fox), 1614 nucleotides long. It is a transcript of the gene SLC22A6, whose product is annotated as solute carrier family 22 member 6. The record is from RefSeq and is a predicted model, not a curated record. NCBI's taxonomy places the organism in Eukaryota, Metazoa, Chordata, Mammalia, Chiroptera, Pteropodidae.